ACCACGUUUUUCUUGACUGCUGGUCUCUGCGUCGCAAGUGACCCGCCCGCGCGUGUCUUCGACCGUCCAAUGAACACGCCAGAGGAGGAACCGAAUUACUGCUGAUGGAUUCUUAUACGCUCAGAUGUCUCCCUUGGCGCAACUAGAAAUCCAUUUUGGCAUCUAGCAGGCGCUAACCCAGUUUUAACAGCACAAACCUGUGCAUCUUGACUUGGAAUCAAGCCCUAGUGCCUUUAAUAGGGCUUAUUCCCAAGUAGAAAUAGGAUUGUGGCCUGACAGUGCAAUCCUGUACUGUACGUCCCAUUGAGUUCAAUGACAAUCCGAGCAAGGUGGCUUUGAGAUGAUGGAACAUGGGCGCCAGGGCCGCCAGCGGGCCUCGGACACAAUCCGCAAACAGAAACGCAAGGAGCUGGAUGCCCGGCGCAGCAAGUGCCGCAUCCGUAUUGGCACCCACCUGGAGCAAUGGUGCCAGCUUAAGGAGCAGCUGGGUUUUUCCUUGCACUCCCAGCUAGCCAAGUACCUCCUCGACAGGUACAGUUUGCAUGGCUCAGCGCUGAAAACAGGACAGGAUAGCGCCAACAUUGUACCCUUUCCCCUUCCUCCUGAUGCGCUGCAGCACCUCGUUGUCCUUUCUCACAACCACAGCCAAGAAUGUGGCUUCAUCCCUAACGUGAAGCCCUCCUUGCUGGAGCAGAAGACAGUAGUCCCAGCCAGCAGCAUGGUCUGGGAGUGCCUGGCUGGCCACACCUUCUCCUGGAGCCCCCCGCCCGCCCCACAGACCUGCACGCCACCCCCCCGCAAAGCGGCCUCCCGAGGCAGAGACGAGGCGGAGAAAGCCGUGAGUUCCAAGCCCAGCCCCCCACCCUCCCCGGUCAUCCGACGCCGGCGCUCCCUCCGCAGGGCAGCGGCAGCCCAUGCCUUUUCCUUAGCGCUCGCUUCCGACUCACCAUGUCCAGUGGACGAGGCAGAGCCAUCUCCCCGAGAGGAUGGGGAGGGCGGUGCGGACAGAGAGAGAACAGCAUGCAUGUCUCCUGGCAGCGGAACAGGCCUGGGCGAGGAGGCAGAAUUGCUGAGUGGCAACAACACUGACGAGACAGCAGUUCCCUCAGAAGAGAUUCCAGGUAGCACAGAAUUAAUCACAGGGCCAGAAAACACUUUGACUGCACCAGAGGGGACGCCUGAGUCACUGCCUGACCAACCAGAGGAUGGAGGAGAAGGAGGAGGAGAAGGAGAGGAUUUGGCAGAAGAAGACGACCUUGCAUACACAGAUGACCUGCGAGAUGAGAAUUACCAUCCUUCCCUAGACAGGGACUCCAGACUGCAAAGACAGCCAAACCUGACCAAGAGCUGCAAGAGCCCUACAGAAGAGGAGCAGCCCUCCAGUGAAACCUGCCCCACUGGCCACAGCCCCUCUGAGGACAAGGGUGGCGGCGGAGUGGGCUGCAAGAAGCGGGCGCAGCCUGGAGAUGAGGAUGUGGCCCAGAUCGGUCCAAAGAGAAUCAGGAAGGCAGCCAAGCGAGAGAUCCUCCUCUGUGACUACGACGGCUGUGGAAAGAUUUUCUCCAAUCGCCAAUACUUGAAUCACCACAAGAAAUAUCAGCACGUUCACCAAAAAACAUUUACGUGCUCUGAUCCCAGCUGCGGGAAGUCCUUCAACUUCAAGAAGCACCUGAAGGAGCACGAGAAACUGCACAGCGAUAAAAGGGACUACAUCUGUGAGUUCUGCGCCCGCUCCUUCCGAACCAGCAGCAAUCUGAUCAUCCACAGACGGAUCCACACAGGGGAAAAGCCCUUGCAGUGUGAGAUCUGUGGAUUCACCUGCCGCCAGAAGGCCUCCUUGAACUGGCACAUGAAGAAGCACGACGCCGACUCCUUCUAUCAGUUUUCCUGCGACCUCUGCGGCAAGAAGUUUGAGAAGAAAGACAACGUCACGGCGCACAAGAGCAAGAGCCACCCUGAGGCAGCCGCUGGGCCUCCCCAGCCUGUGCAGGAGGCUCCGGUUCUGGGUCACCCGGUUUCUGUGGAGCAGCUGGAAAACGCCGUGCAGAGCCAGCCUAGUGACUUAGAAAAGAGGGUGGAGGCAUCUCCCCUGGUCAUUGCAGUCAUUAUAGACUAGCGCACUCUGCAAAGCGAGGAGGCAAACGGCAGAGAGGAUUCUUGGCUAAUCCUGUUAGCAACAGAAACAGGCUCUAGGGCCUUAUUCCUGGUUGCAGUGAGGAUGCAUGGCUGAGACUCCCCAGAAGGGGACGCUGGAAGGCCUGGAACCCACGAAGCAGUGGCCCACCGACCACAUUCCUUUAACCCAGCUCCUUUUUGGCUCAGUCCCAGCAACACAAAGAGGGUCCUGAACUCGGCCUUGCCUGGGGAAAGGACAACGAAGAGUCGUCCAGUAGGAAUCCCUCGCCAGCCUUACCUUGGUGGUGGAUGAUUCCCAGGCUCCUGUUUAGCACGAGAGAAGCUAAGGCGGCCUGGACAGCUGCUAGGGGAGGCCUAGAUGUUCCUCCCUAACUCUUGCCCUGCGUUGAUGGCAGCUCUGGAUUUAGCUUGCUAUCGUUUGACGCUGAAAGAUGUGCAGCACCCUGUUGGCGCUUUCUAAAGCUUCCCCUUUGGGGACCUUCAAAGAUGCCUCCUUCCCACAUGGCCCACCACGCUUUCUCCUCCUCCCAUUCAUUGCUGGGAUCAGUUUGCCUCGUGUUUCAUCCUGGGCAUGAUUGCAAAAGCCGUUCUUGCUAACCAGAGAUCAUGCCGGCUGAGCUGAGGGAUUGAACCGGGGCCCUUGUCUAUGCAAAGCAUGUGCUCUGCUAUAGAGCUACGAUCAGGGCUCGGGGGUACUUUGCGCUAAGGGGAUCUGAAUUCUGUGCUGAGAAAAACUGGAUUUUGCAACCUGUAUAAAUUAUGCAAUUCGUGUUGUGUGUGUUUGUUUUCCGUAGUGACGUUUUGCUGGUCAUGGCUGACUAGUUAGGGAGAUGGGCAAGGAAAUGAGAUGGGCCCUUUAGUCCUACCUCUUGCUGCUAGAAAUCUUACACAUUGGCUUCUGAAAUCCACCAGGCAUUGCCCACAAAUUCUUAAGCCUAGAGUUAUUAACAAGUAUCGAGCCCUUAUUGCUGUGAAAAGGCUAGGGAAGGCUGGAGGUUUAUUUGGAGGGGG
Molecule: messenger RNA, 3147 nt
Organism: Elgaria multicarinata webbii
Lineage: Eukaryota; Metazoa; Chordata; Lepidosauria; Squamata; Anguidae
Gene: ZNF692
Product: zinc finger protein 692
Exons: 12
Coding region: 341-2116 (591 amino acids)
Biological process (GO): regulation of transcription by RNA polymerase II
Cellular component (GO): chromosome
Molecular function (GO): chromatin insulator sequence binding
Source: RefSeq, a predicted model, not a curated record